AUGAAGAUGUCAGUGGUUCAGAUGGUGAAGAUCGUGGGUCUGGGGGCUGUGGCCCUCACUCUCAGUGUGGAGUGGUUGGACUGGCUCUUCUGUCGCCUCUGGCCCCGGAAAAUAUCCAGAGGGCCCCUGAAAGAAGUGUACUUUUUCCCUACAGAGGUCGCCUGCACUGAGCGUCUCUUCACUCCUGACUCACCAUUCCCCUGCCCCUGUCCCUUACCCCACAACGUCAACACCUCCUUCACCCGUCUCCUGGGCCACAUCCUAUCUGCCUCCUCCUCCUUGGACCUGUGUGUGUUCGCCUUCACCAACCUGGAUCUGAGCCGGGCCGUGCUGGCCCUCCACACCAGGGGCAUCCCCAUCCGUAUCCUCACUGACAUGGAAUACACCCUCAUCACCGGCUCCCAGAUAGGGGUCAUCCGCAGAGCAGGCAUCUGUGUGAGGUGUGACUCUGGCGCCGUCCACAUGCACCACAAGUUUGCCGUGGUGGACGGCCGGCGCCUAAUCACCGGCUCCCUGAACUGGACCCUGACAGCCAUCCAGAGCAACAAGGAGAACAUCCUGGUCACGGAGGAACCAGACCUAGUCCUGCCCUUCAUCACUGAGUUCCAGAGGCUCUGGGAUGUCAAUGACCCGGCUAGGAGACACCUGCCGUCCAUCGCUGAGAAAACUGCUAGUUUAGUACUAUAG
Salvelinus namaycush (lake trout) is the source of this 687-nucleotide messenger RNA. RefSeq names its product phospholipase D family, member 6 (gene pld6). The transcript is spliced from 4 exons. Lineage: Eukaryota; Metazoa; Chordata; Actinopteri; Salmoniformes; Salmonidae. Gene Ontology annotation, cellular component: mitochondrion. Gene Ontology annotation, biological process: piRNA processing. The record is from RefSeq and is a predicted model, not a curated record. Bases 1 to 687 code for a protein of 228 amino acids. Gene Ontology annotation, molecular function: RNA endonuclease activity producing 5'-phosphomonoesters, hydrolytic mechanism.